Paraphaeosphaeria sporulosa is the source of this 2730-nucleotide messenger RNA. RefSeq lists its product as uncharacterized. The coding region runs from base 343 to 2637 and encodes 764 amino acids. The transcript has 3 exons. Lineage: Eukaryota; Fungi; Ascomycota; Dothideomycetes; Pleosporales; Didymosphaeriaceae. Gene Ontology annotation, molecular function: catalytic activity. The record is from RefSeq and is a predicted model, not a curated record.
CUGACCACGAUCAUCACAAUUGGGCUCGAACUGCCAACACAAGGACCCUUCAACAUCGACGCCCUCCAAUGAUUUGAUAUCCUGUUCAUGUGGAUGGGGUCGUGGCUGUCCUUUUCUGAAGGCACGAAGAUGGUGGUUGCGAGACAGAGUACUUUCCAGGCUGAUUGAUUGGACCGGAACAUGAAAGCCAGAUUGCCAUCCUAACGGUUUGAAACCCAUCGCUCAGUGCAUGCGACCCGAGAACUCGGAGACCCUAGUCCUAUAGUCGUUUCCCCUUGUAUGCACAAGGUAAAUGUGCUGGUUCCAAUCCUUCCUGGGACUACUGGAAAUGCACAUGUGCAUAUGGCAUGUGCUUGGACACUGCUGUCGUACGAAAAGAAUAGCUAUGGACUAGACAGCAUCCUGUUGCUCAGUGCGAUGUCGCUCACUACUUCACAUUCUGGCAGCCCAAAGAUACUUGGAUUGAUGGAAGCUCCCUUACUCUCCUCGGCCGAGGAUCUUCUCCAUGAAGAACACGAACAGUCUUCCAGGGACCUCUGGACAGCUCUCAGCAUAGGUGGUCUCUUAUCGUCUUCGUAUUUUUGGCGAACAUACGGACUUGGUUCCUCGUCGGCACCACUCAAGGCGCCCGCAACUGCGCAGCCCAUUUCUAACGCCGAGUUCCUGAAUUCGCAAAACAUCCAACCAGGUGUGCCAUCGUCAUCGGAUGUCGUGGUUGUAGGUGGCGGGAUUCACUCGCUUAUAUACGCUAUUCAUCUUCGCCUCCGCUCCCAGUCUCUCUUUGCUAGCGACCCGACACUCCAUGUGCCAUCCAUCACCGUGCUCGAGCGACUUCAGUCGCCAGGCUACAAAAUCGGCGAAUCGACACUCACGACCUUCGGUGUAUGGCUCAAGUCUGUCGGCAUCAGCACGUCAGUCUUGUGGCGGCUAUUCGGUGCGAAGGAUGGCCUCGCCUUUUACUACCUUCCGCAAGACGGCUCCUGGGAUGGAGUCACUUCGUUCUGUGCCAAUGGCCCAAGCGGUGACUUUGUAGCCACGUUGCAGAUCGAGCGCAAGAUCAGCGAGCUGAUGUUGACGCUUUACGCACAGCGAUUGGGGGUGAAGGUCCUCCACGGCACGAGCGUCGAUGUUCCUGGGACGCCAAUAAGUAGUGACCCAAUCUUGCCGCGACUUGCAAAAGUACGCGAAGCAUCGAGCUCGAGUGACCCGGCUACGGUGUCAAUAUCGAAUCCCGAAGCCUCACCUUCCCGUACCGAGCCUAGGAUUGGACAUGUGAAGUUGACGAAUGGUCUAAAUAUUAAGACGAAGCUUCUGGUUGAUGCAACGGGCCGGUUUCGUCGCUUUGCCUCGAAAAAGAGUCACUCGAAACGGUUCGAGGGAUUCAACACGGACUCUGUCUGGGCAUACUUUGAGAUGACGGGCGACGAAUCAGGUCUGCCGUUUGACAAUUACGAGAGUUGCCACACGAAUCAUAUCUGCCUCACUGAAGGCUGGGCGUGGCUCAUUCGGCUUCCUACGUGGGAGGGUAGUUCAAUACCCAAUCUAACGGCUAUGAUCAAUCAUCUGUUGGACCUCAAUCAGGUUAACACUCCUUCCGACUCAUAUCCAUCAAUGGAAGAGCUAGCUCGUAUGUUCAACUGCAAGGUUCGUUGGGUCACGAGCAUCGGAUACGCGCUUCGUAGCGACGUUGUCUACCCUCCUACUGAGGCACUAGCAAAAUUCGGUGCUUGCGAAGCAGAGAGAAAGUUCAAUUGGAUCACAGCCAAGUACCCGCGCAUGCAAGCAUACAUGGAUCGCCAUCGCCUUGUCAGGGACUUGUAUGGGGAGAAUUCGACAUGGUUCAUUCGCAAGCAACUUACAUACAGCACGCCCAUCGUAUCCGGUAUAGCAAAUAAUACUGAAGACGAUACAGACAUGGCGUGGGCAGCUAUCGGUGAUGCGGCUGGAUUCACUAAUCCACUCUACUCUCCAGGUAUCAACUGCAACAUGGCUACCAGCGUGUUCCUGGCCGAAAAGACACCUUACAUCCUUUCGAGAGGCACCUUGGAGAAGGAGAGGACAUUGGAUCAAUACAACACGUUCUGUUCGGACAGGGUGGCCAAUCUGCACCGCAUGAACAAGUACAACUACGUGCUUAUGCAGUCGCCUCGGACCGGACCUUUAGGGCCACUUUGGCAGUAUCUUUCUGGGACAGGAAAUGCCUUGUGGCGCAGAUCAUCAGAAUUUGUGUCUGUCGAUCGGGUCGCAGAGUUCGUAACUACGUGGGAAUGGGGGUCGCAGCAUCCAGAAUACACCAUGUUUGCAAACGAAGCGAUACGACUUCUGGGAAAUCGCUUGAGCGACGGACCACCUGAGGAGGCACGAGUGGAGGAAGUGCUGCGGCUUUCAGAGGAGAUGAUGGCUCAGGCCAAGAAGAGCGGCAAGUAUGUAAAUCGCUGGGCGGGGCUAUUUAGUUGGUACGAUGACGAGUUGAGGUUUGAUGCGAGCAAGAAAGGAAGGGACAAGCUUGCAGUGCGUUGUGAGGGAUGUGGGAACUGGCGCAUACUAACAGGCGUCUCGAAAAGAUGCUGCACUUGUGGAAUCGUAUGUAAAGAGGUCGAAAUUGUCAGGUAUCAGGAUGCACCAGGUUGCAAAUGAAUGCAGCAUUUCGAUGGCCGCAAUACCAAUUAUUCUCACCGCGCUAUACUUCGUAUAUAUCAAGCAAAAUCCAGCUUUCUAUCAGACAUUACA